UCUCCCCUCCCUUCCCCGCCCCCCUCCGCCCCUCUCUCCUACCCGUCCGAAUUCCCUGGCUGGAGUACGCGUGCGUCUGCUCAGCUCCGGGCCGAGCGCGAGCUUGGGCUCGUACCCCGCUCCCCUCUCUCCGCCCGCUCUUUACCUACCGGCCGUAGCUGGCCCGGUGGGCUCGCGGGGAGACGCUCGCGCGCGCAAGCGCACACGACGCGGAGCGGAGCUCGAGACAUCGAGGAGAGGAGUAAGAAGCAUCGGAGGAGGCGAUCGAGGAGGAGACGGUGUGUGUGUAUGUGUCUGUUCUACGGUGUGGCUCGUCGUGGGGCGAGAGGAGGCUCGAGAGAGGGCGAGGGAGAAGCGAAAAGAGUCAGAGAGUCUUCCUCUGCGAGAGCCUCUAAUCUGGUUGCUAUGGAAAUACAUGACCACACAAAAGGAAGUCCAUUCUGAUAAUUCUGAUACCUGAGAUGUAACUGGACUGAAGAGUAGAAACAGGAAAAAUUUUAGUGCCAACUUUAAUUACAAUGGCCACUGAUUCAGGGGAUCCAGCCAGCACAGAAGAUUCUGAGAAACCUGAUGGAAUUUCAUUUGAAAACAGAGUUCCCCAGGUUGCUGCAACUUUGACAGUAGAAGCUAGACUAAAGGAGAAAAACAGCACCUUCUCUGCUUCUGGGGAAACUGUAGAAAGGAAGAGAUUUUUCCGAAAGAGUGUUGAAAUGAUGGAAGAUGACAAAGUUGCCGAAUCAUCCCCCAAAGAUGAGAGAAUUAAGACUGCAAUGAAUAUUCCAAGAGUAGAUAAGCUUCCGUCAAAUGUGCUGAGAGGUGGACAAGAAGUUAAAUAUGAACAGUGUUCAAAGUCAGCCUCAGAAAUCUCAAAAGAUUGUUUCAAGGAGAAAAAUGAAAAGGAAAUGGAAGAAGAAGCAGAAAUGAAGGCUGUAGCUACUUCUCCUAGUGGCAGAUUCCUGAAAUUUGACAUAGAACUAGGAAGAGGAGCAUUUAAAACAGUAUAUAAAGGACUGGACACUGAAACAUGGGUUGAGGUUGCUUGGUGUGAGCUGCAGGACCGAAAGUUAACCAAAGCUGAGCAGCAAAGAUUCAAGGAAGAAGCAGAGAUGUUGAAGGGUCUCCAGCACCCCAAUAUAGUUCGAUUUUAUGAUUCCUGGGAAUCUAUAUUAAAAGGAAAGAAAUGUAUUGUAUUAGUGACUGAACUAAUGACAUCUGGGACCUUAAAGACGUACUUAAAACGAUUUAAAGUCAUGAAACCAAAGGUCUUAAGGAGCUGGUGCAGGCAAAUUUUAAAAGGGUUGCAGUUCUUGCACACUAGGACUCCUCCUAUUAUUCACCGGGAUCUGAAGUGUGACAAUAUUUUCAUCACGGGACCCACUGGAUCUGUGAAGAUUGGUGAUCUAGGAUUAGCCACCUUAAUGCGUACCUCAUUUGCUAAGAGUGUCAUUGGAACUCCUGAGUUUAUGGCUCCAGAGAUGUAUGAAGAACACUAUGAUGAAUCCGUAGAUGUUUAUGCUUUUGGAAUGUGUAUGCUGGAAAUGGCCACAUCGGAGUAUCCUUAUUCUGAGUGUCAGAAUGCAGCUCAAAUAUACCGGAAAGUAACUAGUGGCAUAAAACCAGCCAGCUUCAAUAAAGUCACUGAUCCUGAAGUCAAAGAAAUCAUUGAAGGAUGUAUUCGUCAAAACAAAUCUGAAAGGUUGUCUAUCAGGGACCUAUUAAACCAUGCAUUUUUUGCUGAGGAUACAGGACUGAGGGUGGAGUUAGCAGAAGAAGAUGAUUGCUCAAAUUCAUCCCUUGCUUUAAGACUCUGGGUUGAAGACCCUAAAAAAUUGAAAGGCAAACACAAAGACAAUGAAGCUAUUGAAUUUAGUUUCAAUUUAGAAACAGAUACACCUGAGGAAGUAGCAUAUGAAAUGGUCAAGUCUGGGUUCUUCCAUGAAAGUGAUUCCAAAGCUGUUGCUAAAUCCAUUAGAGACCGGGUGACACCGAUAAAGAAGACAAGAGAGAAGAAGCCUGCUGGCUGUUCGGAAGAACGCAGGGAUUCUCAGUGCAAGUCUAUGGGUAAUGUGUUCCCUCAGCCCCAGAAUACAACUUUGCCCCCUGCUCCCGCUCAGCAAACUGGGGCUGAAUGUGAAGAAACUGAAGUUGAUCAACAUGUUAGACAGCAGCUUCUACAAAGAAAACCACAGCAGCACUGCUCCUCUGUUACAGGUGACAAUUUGUCUGAGGCAGGAGCUGCAUCAGUUAUACAUUCAGAUACUUCAAGUCAGCCCAAUGUAGCCUAUUCCUCAAAUCAAACGAUGGGCUCUCAAAUGGUUUCUAACAUCCCGCAGGCUGAAAUAAAUGUUCCAGGGCAAAUUUAUUCAUCUCAGCAACUAGUAGGACAUUACCAGCAAGUUUCAGGGUUACAGAAGCAGCCAAAGCUGACUCAGCCACAGAUUUUGCCUUUGGUUCAAGGUCAGUCUACUGUUUUACCUGUACACGUCCUUGGACCGACAGUUGUUUCACAACCCCAGGUUUCCCCACUAACUGUUCAGAAGGUCCCACAGAUAAAGCCUGUAUCCCAACCAGUUGGAGUUGAACAACAAGCAGCUCUUCUAAAACCAGAUUUAGUUCGAAGCUUGAAUCAAGAUGUGGCAACUACAAAGGAAAACAUCAGUAGCCCUGAUAACCCAAGUGGAAAUGGCAAACAGGAUCGGACCAAACAGAGAAGAGCUUCCUGUCCCCGACCAGAGAAGGGGACUAAAUUUCAGCUUACGGUCCUUCAGGUAUCAACCUCUGGAGAUAACAUGGUAGAGUGUCAGCUGGAGACACACAACAACAAGAUGGUCACCUUCAAGUUUGAUGUUGAUGGUGAUGCGCCAGAGGAUAUUGCAGACUAUAUGGUUGAAGAUAACUUUGUGCUGGAAAGUGAGAAAGAAAAAUUUGUAGAAGAAUUGAGAGCUAUUGUAGGUCAAGCCCAGGAGAUCCUUCAUGUCCACUUUGCCACAGAAAGAGCCGUUGGAGUUGAUUCUAUUACUGUGGACUCCAGUAGUAGCCAGACAGGGUCAUCUGAACAAGUACAGAUAAAUUCUACAUCUACUCAAACCAGCAAUGAAUCUGCACCUCAGUCAUCCCCAGUUGGUCGGUGGCGAUUCUGUAUCAAUCAGACGAUAAGAAACCGUGAGACUCAGUCUCCUCCUUCUCUUCAGCAUUCCAUGUCUGCUGUUCCUGGCCUACAUCCACUUCCUAGUCCAAAAAACACAAGUAAUAAGGAAAUAUCACGGGACACAUUGCUCACUAUAGAAAAUAAUCCAUGCCACCGUGCACUUUUCACCUCCAAAUCAGAACACGAGGAUGUGGUUGAUGGUAAGAUUUCUGAAUGUGCUAGUGUAGAAACCAAGCAGCCAGCUAUACUUUAUCAAGUGGAAGAUAACAGGCAGAUAAUGGCACCAGUUACUAAUAGUUCCAGUUACUCUACUACUUCAGUUCGUGCAGUUCCAGCUGAAUGUGAGGGACUCACCGAACAAGCAAGCAUAUUCAUACCUGUGUAUCCAUAUCACCAAACUGCCAGUCAGGCUGAUGCACUUAUGUCCCAUCCUGGCGAAUCAACUCAGACUUCUGAUAACUCUCUUACAACCCUGGCAUUUGAUCAAAAGCCUCAAACCUUAUCAGUACAGCAGCCAGCUAUGGAUGCAGAGUUUAUUUCCCAAGAAGGAGAAACUACAGUGAACACUGAAGCAAGUUCUCCUAAGACAGUCAUUCCCACUCAGACCCCUGGCCUUGAACCAACUACCCUUCAACCCACUACUGUCCUGGAAUCAGAUGGAGAAAGACCUCCAAAACUGGAGUUUGCAGACAACCGAAUUAAAACUCUGGAUGAAAAAUUAAGAAACUUGCUCUAUCAGGAGCACAGCAUCUCUAGCAUCUAUCCCGAGAGUCAGAAGGAUACCCAAAGCAUAGACUCUCCAUUUUCUUCCUCUGCUGAAGAUACCCUCUCCUGUCCAGUGACAGAAGUCAUAGCCAUCAGUCACUGUGGAAUUAAAGAUAGCCCUGUACAAUCCCCUAAUUUCCAACAGACAGGCUCUAAGCUUCUGUCCAAUGUGGCUGCAAGUCAGCCUGCUAAUAUAUCAGUGUUCAAAAGGGACCUGAAUGUGAUAACUUCUGUACCCAGCGAAUUGUGUUUACAUGAGAUGUCCUCAGAUGCUUCACUUCCAGGGGAUCCAGAGGCCUAUCCUGCUGCUGUGUCAAGCGGUGGAGCCAUUCAUCUGCAGACAGGAGGUGGAUAUUUUGGCCUAAGCUUUACUUGUCCUAGUCUCAAAAAUCCUAUUAGCAAGAAAUCCUGGACUCGCAAAUUAAAAAGCUGGGCAUACAGGCUACGGCAGUCAACCAGCUUUUUCAAGAGAUCAAAAGUCCGUCAAGUGGAAACAGAAGAGAUGAGAUCAGCAAUUGCUCCUGAUCCCAUUCCUCUGACACGGGAGUCCACAGCUGAUACUAGGGCUUUGAAUAGAUGUAAAGCGAUGAGUGGAUCAUUUCAGCGGGGUCGGUUCCAGGUGAUUACAAUUCCUCAGCAGCAGUCAGCAAAAAUGACAUCUUUUGGAAUAGAACACAUAUCAGUGUUCAGUGAGACAAACCAUUCUAGUGAAGAAGCCUUUAUUGAAACAGCAAAGUCUCAGUUGGUAGAAAUAGAACCUGCCACACAAAAUCCAAAAACUUCGUUUUCUUCUGAGAAGUUACAAGCUCUUCAGGAAACCUGUAAAGAAAAUAAAGGAGUUCCCAAACAAGGUGACAACUUCUUAUCUUUCAGCGCAGCUUGUGAGACUGAUGUAUCUUCAGUGACCCCAGAAAAGGAAUUGGGAGAAACUUCAGCCACAGGAAGUAGCAUGCAGUCUGGAUCUGAACUGUUGCUUAAAGAGAGAGAGAUAUUGACUGCUGGGAAACAGCCUAGCUCUGAUAGUGAAUUUUCAUCCAGUCUUGCUGGCAGUGGAAAGUCAGUGGCAAAGACUGGUCCAGAGAGUGAUCAGUGCUUACCACCCCACGAAGAACAAGCUUAUGCUCAAACACAGAGUUCACUCUUCUAUUCGCCAUCUUCCCCAAUGAGCAGUGAUGAUGAAUCAGAAAUAGAGGAUGAGGACUUGAAGGUGGAGCUUCAAAGAUUACGAGAAAAACACAUUCAGGAGGUGGUAAAUCUUCAAACCCAGCAGAAUAAGGAGCUGCAGGAGCUCUAUGAACGCCUUCGGUCAAUUAAAGAUAGCAAAACCCAAUCUACUGAGAUUCCUUUGCCACCUGCAUCACCACGUCGACCAAGAUCUUUCAAAAGCAAACUUCGAAGCCGCCCCCAGUCCUUGACACAUGUGGACAAUGGCAUAGUUGCUACAGGGAAAAGCUGCCUUAUAAAUGAGUUGGAAAAUCCACUGUGUGUGGAGAGUAAUGCGGCAUCAUGCCAACAGUCUCCAGCCAGUAAAAAAGGGAUGUUCACAGAUGACCUACACAAGCUGGUGGAUGACUGGACAAAGGAAGCAGUAGGAAAUUCUCUUAUUAAGCCAAGUUUAAACCAACUUAAACAAAGUCAACACAAACUAGAAACAGAAAACUGGAACAAAGUAUCUGAAAAUAUUCCGUCUACUAUGGGCUACACAUCAACAUGGAUUUCUUCUCUGUCCCAAAUCCGUGGAGCUGUCCCAACUUCCUUGCCACAAGGACUCUCACUCCCUUCAUUUCCUGCGCCAUUAUCAUCAUAUGGAAUGCCUCAUGUUUGUCAGUAUAAUGCUGUGGGGGGGGCGGGGUAUCCAGUACAGUGGGUAGGAAUUUCAGGAACAACACAACAGUCUGUAGUAAUUCCCGCCCAAUCUGGGGGACCAUUCCAGCCAGGGAUGAAUAUGCAGGCAUUUCCAACUUCAUCAGUGCAGAAUUCUGCCACAAUCCCUCCUGGUCCUAAAUGAAUCAGAGUAGAUGGUGAUAAAAAGGGAGGUUUUUUCAGAAUUAUUUUCAGGACACCUAAGAUAUUAAAGUUUCUUCCUCUUGGGUUCUGUCAUAUUUUCCCUCAUUUGAGUUUACUUUAGGCUAUAUAUUUUUUGUUCCAGUGUGGUAUUUGAUACAGCUCAUCAUUCUGUAGAAAUGUGCAGUUUGCACAUAGAACACUGCACACAGAAAUGUUUUUUCACUUCAAAUUCUAUCCUCUUUGAUACUUGAUUUUUUAAAAAUACUGUUCAGAAUGCUUUAAUAAGCUCAGCUUGAGCAUUACCAUUUCCAGGACACUUUCCAUUAAUUGUUGAGAAGCUCCCCACCCCCCGCGUUUUUUUUUUGUUUUUGUUUUUGUUUUUUACUGCUGCUAUCUGCAGCUGGAUACUUUUCUUUAAAAAUGUUUAAAAAUUUAGAUUGAUUCUCCCCAAAUGUGGAUGAACUGAGACCCUCCAUCAGCCAGAGUCUUAUGGGAUCUUCACUUCACAUGUUUGUCUUAGGUUUACCUUUCACAGAAGGCAGGGUAACUUGCUGCAGGAAACGUUUUGGUGUGUAAAAUUAGAAUAAUUUUUUUUGUUUUUUGAGAUGGAGUCUCUCUCUGUCGCCCAGGUUGGAGUGCAGUGGUGCGAUCUUGGCUCACUGCUGCAACCUCCCCCUCCUGGGUUCAAGCGAUUCUCCUGCCUCAGCCUCCUGAGUAGCUGGGACUACAGGCGCCAGCCACCAUGCCUGGCUAAUUUUUGUAUUUUUAGUAGAGAUGGGGUUUCACUAUGUUGGCCAGGCUAGUCUCGAACUCCUAACCUUGUGAUCCGCCCUCCUCAGCCCCCUCAAAAAAUUAUAAUAAUUUUGUCAACCAAUACAGAACAUGAGCCCUUUUUAAAUGUGAUUUCCCAUCAUCACAGCAGUAGGAUGAAGCCUUGUUUUGGGUGAGACAGAGGGAAAGAGAAAAAACAGAACUGUAACAGUUCCUUGAUUCUGCAGAUACUGCUGCUGUUUUAGGAUUUCAGUAAUAAUUCAAAGCAGCUGUCUCCUUGUUUCUCACAUGCAUACUACAUUGGUUUUGAGCAUCUGAGAGGCAUUGGUUUGGCUUGCAUUCUUUUGCAAGGCAUAUAUUGCAGCUGAUAUGAAUCUCAUUUGGGGGGAAUCCUUGUAUUCCUAACAAGGGGGAUUAAAGCUACACCUCAAUCCAUUCUUCUGAAGUGAAAUUUACUUGACACAGUAGGUUUUGAGACUUACAUAUGAAACACUGGCUUUACAGGGUUCUCAGAGAUGUGGGGUGUACACUGUCCUGCAGUGAGACAGUAGACCCUAGAAGGAUACUAUUUAAGUUGUCCUUAGCUCUUUUUAAUUCCCAUUUUCAGUUGUUAGAAUUUCUUUUUAGUAUCUAUAGUAUCUUAGAUGAUUUUAGGUCUUAAAUGAGUUUGGCAGCCUCUUUAGAAUCUGAGAGAGAUCACUGUCAAGUUGCACUUUACUGGGUUUUAUCCAGUUUUAGGAGGAGGGGAGGCAAUGUCAAAAUGUACACCUUUGGUUUUUAAGAAAGUUAACUAUAAUAAUGUUAAAGGCUAGUCACAGGGUUACCUAAUGCUCAGUCUGUGAAACCUAAAUAGAAUUCUUAAAAUGUUAUUUACCAACUAAGUAUUCAUGUUCAAAUUACUUACCUUCCAUUCUGAAGACUUUGAGGUCAUUUCUAAUACACAUUUACCUAAUUAGGAGUUCUGUCUACUAGUAAACAUUCCAAAUUGCUACCCAACAUUACUGUUAAUAGAUUUUCCUCCGUAUUCUUCUAAAAAUUGUACCCCAUGGGCUUGCCAGGUAAUGAGGAAAACUUAAUGGGUGUACUUGUUUUUUUUUGCACAGUCUACUUUGUGACGUUAAGUACCUCUUUUCCAAAAAAAAAAAAAAUGUGUCUUAUGUUGCUUACCUGAGGAUCACAUCCAUUAUCAAGAAGAUUCUGUCGCUAUAAUUUGAGGCAUCUAGGGCAGCAUUUUGAGAAUUGCUGUUGAUAAGAUCCACUGUUUCUUUUCAUAGAACAUGAUCUGUUUUGUAUGAGUCUUUCCAAAUGUUAAGUACAGAUUCUUCAAAUUUCUUGUACAGUAUUGGUUUGCAAUUUGAAGUGAUUUUAGGACAUUAGUGUAAUGCAAAUGCUUACAUUGCACUGUUUUCCAUAUGUAUAAAAACAAUGCUCCUAAAAUCCCUAAUUCUUUAAAACUGCCUGUGUUUCAUUAUAAAAAGUUGGCUUUGUGUAAUUACACCGAGACAUACAACCUAUAAAGUGAAAAUACUGCAGAUUUUAGGACCCCUUCUUCUCUAGUCACAAUCAUUUUAAACAGUGUACCCCAGGAUGAGAAAAGCUCCAUGUCUGACAUGUACAAUUACAUGUAUUAAUGACUGCUCCACAUCCUAUGUUCUGCCUUUGGCCACCACCUCUAUUCCACAUAUAAUUCAUCAUUCUUGUUUGCCUGCAGACUCUUGCAGUGCCUUGUAAUAUUUACAAUCUUUUCAGGUUUUUGCUGGAAAGAAAAGUAGUCUUCUAAAGUUUGAAGAUGGUGAAUAGUGUACUGCUGUCUCCAUGCUGACUGCGUAACUGGGUUAUCAUAUGUGUUAUGUAUACAUUAUGUAUAUAUAACGUGUGUACAUUUAAAAAUACAGAAAAAAGUGAGCUUGUGCAGAAAUGGAGAAAACAAUGUUAUUUUCAUCACUGUGGGGUUUUAUUAAAAUUAUUUUUUCCCAUGACUUACAUGUUUGGUUCAGAUUAUAGUCACUUUGACUGUAAAUACUGGCUAGUUUUCUAUCCAGGGGUUUUGCAUUAUUUCAUAAUUUUGCUAAAUCAUAUAAUAGUGCUAUUUUCAUCCUUGUCUGAGGCACUUUUCCUCCCCAGAAAUAAUUAACUUGAGGUAAAGCUCAGAAAUUCCCUUCUUAACAAAGAGCCUACUAUAUAAAAAGGGCCUUCCUUUCCAAAAAACACACAAACCUGUCCUUUUCAUUUUCCUUCUUGUAGAGGAGAAAAUGGUUGUACUUAACCAUACUGCUUGUAAAGUUUAUUCAGAGGAUAGUCUGUAUGUCCAGCCACCAUGUUUACUUCUCAAAGUGCAAGUCUGAUGAAUAGUACUGUAUCUCCAUAUGUGGCAAUGUGAGCAUUUCAUCAUGAAGUACCUGCUGCUAUGUCUGUGAAGUUGGGUGUAACAUCAUAAGAAUAUGAAACCAGUAUUGGUGUAAAUCUAAUGAAAAUAACCCUAUGUAUAUUUGUAGCAGUCUUGAAUCUCUAUUUAAGGUAAUUUGCUGUAAUAUAACAAAUAUUCAUUCUGUUUUUCAUCCCUUCCUUGCCAGUUUUAUAUCAAGAUUCAUUAGCAUGAAUUCUAAUGGUUUGACAGCAAAAUUAUCUGUGAAAGUUUAAAAGGCACUUUUCUGCUGUGAUUUUUGGAUUGAGUGUGGAGUGUUAUGUACAGUUUGAUGGGAUGUAUCAUUUUAGAACCCCAGAUUUAAUUCUAGUCCAAUUAAUUUUGUUUAACUACCUCGUUUUCAGUGCUGUUUUGGGUGCACAAGUAAACACUGCCUGCGAAACUUGCUUUUUUGCCUUGAUUCUCAGUAUUCUUUCAGAUUAUAAAUCUGGUCUGCCUCUUUUUCCCAGUGCUAGCCAACAGUUUGAGAUGAGAGGGACCAUCACUCUCUGUGUUUAAGUGGAGAGCCAUGUGCUUCUGUGAAAUAUGCUUUGGGGAUUUGGGGGUGGAGAGCAGAAGAAUAAUUGAAAUUGGUGGCAAUAUAGGACUUAGGUGUAGGAGUUAGUUAUAAAAUAAACAAAUGGUAAGAAAGUACCUGAAUUAGACAAUCCAGUGCCUAUAACUUUGCAUUUUUUAUUAGAGAUGCAUUUCUCGUCUGUGUGCCUAAAGGGCAAUGGGUUGAAAUUGCUUUAACUACCACAGUGAAAUAUUUGACAAAUCCUUCAGCAAUGGCCUAUCAUUCAACAUGUAUUAGCACAGUGCUAGGUAUUUGCAGUGAUAUUUUGUUACCUUAAAACGGCCAAAUGCAUUUAGUUGAAAUGUAGUUGAUAGUAAGGGUUUUAUAUAACUUUAUCCAAUCUCUAAAGUUUAUGGAAGCAUUGACUUUCUUCUUUGCUGUCUUUUCUGAGUGAUGAAAAUGAUGCAUUCCUUUUUUUUCCUUGAAAACUCAGCAAAUGUUUGUAACCAGAUGUUCCUUGUUUCACAUGUUUACUGUGUAACACUACAGCAUAUUUAAUAUUGGUAAAUAUUGUAUUUCAGUCAUUAUGCAUAAGUACAUUCCUGAGGUAUAUUUGCCAUCAUUUUGGGAUUCAGUUAUUUUAUCUUCUGUUUGGGUCAGAAAAACUUGAACUAUUUGAGGUGGUAUGCAGGCCAUUUUCUAGAAUAGAUUGUUUUUUGAAUCUGUAGUUUAUCAAGGACUUGUUCCCCCCCUCCCUUUGUUUAGAAGAGGAAUCAGAAAAGGGAGGUGGUGUGUAGAAAAGGCCUUUGAUUUGAUAGGUAUAAUUUCUAAGAUAGAUUGAAAUUUAAAAAAAAAUGCAGAUUGUAAGAUAGUAACACUCAAACUUGAUAAAAACCUUUGAAUUAAAAUUAGUAUGAAAUUUUUAUGGAACCAAAUGCCUUCAGGUCACCCUGGAAAUAGUCUUUGUAUGUGAAAGAUGAACACAAACAUUGGUCAGGAACCCUGACAGCCAAUAUAUGAAGGAGCCUGGGAUAGUAACGAGGUUACACUAAAGUUAUUUUCAACUAAGAUAGCUAGACGAGUGUACAAACCAAUAGCUCCUAUUCUGGAAGGUUUUCUUUUAAUUAAAAAAAUUCAAACAACGUUAAAAGUCAAGCAAGAAGGGGAGAAACUGGGUUCUGAGAAAAAAAAUGCCAGUAUAAAAUAAACUCCUAAAUGCGUGCUUGUCAUCCUCUAGUUUUUUUUUAAGUUGAAUUUCUUUUCCACUAUAACUUAAGAUUUGAGAUUGAGGUUUGCGGUCCAGAACAUACCCUCAGCAGAUACAGUGACUAACUGGAAAGUGCAGUUGUUCAAGGUCUGUCAUGCUCAAUCACCUAAAGCUAUAAUUUGUUUGAUAUAUUAAGCAUGUAGACCUAGUGCAGCAUGGGAGCCACUCAGGAAGUUUAUGCAAUUAAUAAACUUUCAGCAUAAUUUACUAUGAAGUAUGCAGAAUUUCACCCUCUUCUCCACACUUAACAUUUAGUUGUAUAUGUGAACUCUCCUUUCUUAAUUGGGGAAUGUAACAUUAUAUAGAAUGUUGUUAAACUUAAUUUUAAUCCUUUUUGACAUUAACCUUUUUUUUUUUUGGUAAACCAAGUGAUCUGCCUUUCAGCAACUGUCUGAUUUUGGUUCUUUGAAACUGUUAUUUUUAUUUCAUUUGUACCCAACCAUUGUAAGUAUUUUGUUUUGUUUCCUGGAAAUUCUGUUUUGAAACAGAAAAUAAAGGCUGUGUUAAAUGAGUAUGUUAUCUUAUUAAAAUGCUGCCAUAGUCACUGCAA
This is a messenger RNA of Symphalangus syndactylus (siamang), 11429 nucleotides long. RefSeq names its product WNK lysine deficient protein kinase 3 (gene WNK3). Gene Ontology annotation, molecular function: protein serine/threonine kinase activity; ATP binding. The record is from RefSeq and is a predicted model, not a curated record. Gene Ontology annotation, biological process: protein phosphorylation. Lineage: Eukaryota; Metazoa; Chordata; Mammalia; Primates; Hylobatidae.